Neltuma alba is the source of this 892-nucleotide messenger RNA. Its product is annotated as universal stress protein PHOS32-like. The coding region runs from base 106 to 591 and encodes 161 amino acids. The transcript is spliced from 4 exons. The record is from RefSeq and is a predicted model, not a curated record. NCBI's taxonomy places the organism in Eukaryota, Viridiplantae, Streptophyta, Magnoliopsida, Fabales, Fabaceae.
GCGAAGCGUAUUGUGGCAGCGUUCCAACUUCCAAUUCAGCCAGCGCAGGAAUUAAAACGCUCGAGCAAGCGAUCGUCUGCAACGGUGAGCGAAAUCUGAGUUUCUAUGGCGACCUCGUCGGAGAAGCAAGUGAUGAUGGUGGCUGUGGACGAGAGUGAGCACAGUGCCUAUGCUCUCGAAUGGACUCUCGAUCACUUCUUCACUCCCACCCCUAAUCCUCUCUUCAAGCUCAUUCUUGUUCAUGCUAGACCUUCUGCGAUCUCCACUAUCGGCUUCGCCGGCCCUGGAGCUAAUAACGUUUUGCCCAUUGUUGAUGCGGAUUUGAAAAGAACGGCUGCAACAGUUGUUGAAAAGGCCAAAGAGCUUUGCAUCAAGAAAUCGGUAAAUGAUGUAGAAGUGGAAGUAAUAGAAGGAGACGCCAGAAACGUGCUUUGCGAUGCUGUGGACAAACACCAUGCUUCUAUAUUGGUUGUGGGAAGUCAUGGUUAUGGAGCUAUAAAAAGGGCUGUGUUAGGGAGUGUGAGUGACUAUUGUGCUCAUCACGCUCACUGCACUGUGAUGAUUGUAAAGAAGCCAAAACCCAAGCACUGAACUGAUAUGCAUGCUUUGGUUGCCUCUAAUAAGUACUUCUCAGCUAGAUAUAUAUUGAUCAUAGGGUUCCCAGAACAUUCAGAGUCAUGGUUGUUCUGUAUAUUUACCAUAUCAACUAUCAGUUUAAGGGUGAAUGUAUUGCUAUGUUUAUAGCAAUAUAACUAUAUAUUUAGUGUGUGAAUGUUGGGCUGGUUUGUUUCCUUGUUAUUGUUUUACUUCAUUAAGUGGAGGUUUGGAAAUCAGGUAAAUAAGCCAAUUUUAUGUUUUACAAUAAAAAACAUUUCUCGCUUACUUCGCACAA